Messenger RNA from Myripristis murdjan (pinecone soldierfish), 2724 nucleotides. Its product is annotated as ras-related protein Rab-1B-like. NCBI's taxonomy places the organism in Eukaryota, Metazoa, Chordata, Actinopteri, Holocentriformes, Holocentridae. The record is from RefSeq and is a predicted model, not a curated record. The transcript has 11 exons. Gene Ontology annotation, molecular function: GTPase activity; GTP binding. Bases 36 to 1154 code for a protein of 372 amino acids.
GAAGAGAAAGCAAAGGUUAAAAAAAAACAAGUAAAAUGGAGGAAGGAGCCGAGGCUGGGACGGGGACCAGUGUUGAGGACAGGUUGAAGAUCAAGAGCAGUGAGCCUGAACCCUCUGACUGUCUGUCUGUGGGAACUGACGGGUCAAUGGAGCCUCCCAUUGGAUUCAAACAGGAGGACAGGCUCAAAGAGGGGAGACGAGACUCAGCGUCCUCUGGCAUCCUGUCCAUGAAAACAGAUCACUCCAUGGAGCCUCCUCUGGGAUUCACAAGGGACACGACUAACACGCUGCAGGCGGAGAUGAGCGAGUUGGCGUCGGACUGUCCGGCAGAUAAAACAAAGGAGCAUCAGAAACCUGAGCUCAGCACAGACUCUUCUCAGAGGCUCAAAGAGGGGAGACGAGACUCAGCGUCUUCUGGCAUCCUGUCCAUGAAAACAGAUCACUCCAUGGAGCCUCCUCUGGGAUUCACAAGGGACACGACUAAAACGCUGCAGGCGGAGGCGAGCGAGUCGGCCGCGGACUGUCCGGCACAUAAAACCAAGGAGCAUCAGAAACCUGAGCUCAGCACAGACUCUUCUUAUAGUCACUGUUUCAGGGUGCUUCUGGCCGGAGAUGCAGCUGUUGGGAAGACCUGCCUGAUGCAUCGAUUUUUGAGUGGCACAUUUGAAUCAUUUAUGCCCAACACAGAACGUGAUAGAUGUCACAAAACUGUUGAGCUUUAUGGGAAGAGAGUCAAACUGAUGAUUAUUGAUGUUGCUGGCCAAGAGAGGUUCCGCACUCUCAACACCUCAUACUACAGAUUAUCGCAUGGCUUCAUCAUCAUCUAUGAUGUGACUAACAAGAGCUCCUUUGACAAUUUAAAAACCUGGCUGUGGGACAUUGAGACUCGCUGUGAUAACGACAUCUUCAAAGUGCUGGUGGCAAACAAAACUGACCAGACCGUAAACAGAGAGGUGGACAACACUGCUGCUCAGAAGCUAGCCUCUGGACAUGACAUGCCUUUCAUAGAGACGAGUGCUUUGACGGGUGACGGGGUGGACGAGGCUUUUCUCACCGUAACACAAGCAAUCAUGAAACACAGAGGCCUCGACCAGCUUCACACUGAACCAGCUGAAGCCCGUGGAAAGCAAACAGCAAAAUGCCUGGUUUCAUGAAACAAAUCUUGCCUUUUCUUAGAUUUUCUAAGAAAUGAUCAAAGCUUGUGACCUGGUGGGGAUAACGAGGGAUUAAAGCUCUUUCCUCUCUCAACGUGAUGGUGCUCAGGUGACGCAGUUAAACCAUCAACUGGUUGUACUGGGCAGCUGCCACUCUGAGUGUGUGUGAAAAUGUUAAUAAAAGUCUAUGCAAUGUUUUUUUUUUUUUUUUUUUUUCAAUUAUGAACUCUAGUAUUCAUAUGUACGAUGCUGUAUUAGGGCCACCAAUGUUAAUGUUAUUAUUAUGUUUUUUUUUUCUUUCUUUUGCAUCAUAUACAAAUACAGCAGUUAGAUAAUAAUGACAAAUGAGACAAAAUUGCUGAACUUAAAUAAACAUUUGGAAACCCCUUGGAUAAGAUGUGAAACGUCUUCCUAAGACAAAUACAAGUCCAGUUGCCUACGAUUCAAUUUUGCCCAAAGAGAACGAUGACCUGGAUAAAUGAGAAUAUCCGUCGACAUGCCCUCAGAGAUGUUCUCCUGCAGACCUCGGCUGGAACAAGAGGUUCUUUGAGUUCCUGUUGCCGUUCUAUCAGCUCCAACCAGUCUGGCCGUUCUCCUGGGACCUCUGGUAUCAACAAGGUGUUUUGUCAUGGAGAACUGCCGCUCACUGGAUAUUUUCUCUUUUCUGGACCGUUCUCUGUAAACCCCAGAGAUGGUUGUGUGAAAAUCCCAGCAGAUCAGCAGCUUCUGAAACACUCAGACCAACAACCAUGCCACAUUCAGAGUCACUUAAAUCCCCUCUCUUCCCCGUUCGGAUGCUUAGUUUGAACUUCAGCAGAUCCUCUUGACUAUGUCUACAGGCCUAAAUGAACUGAGCUGCUGCCAUGUGGUUGGCUGAGUAGACAUUUGUGUUACCGAGUAGUUAAACAGGUGUACCUGAUGAAGUGGCCAGUGAGUUUAUAUUGUGUACACAAGGCAAAAUACUGUUCUGUUUUGUGCACAGUUUUUUAAUGUUUUGAUUGUAUGCAUUUGUUUUCCAUCUUUUAAACUUUAUUUUUUAAGUCAGACAAUCCUGUGAGAGAUUUUUGUCUCGUUCUCCUAAUUAUUUGAAAUUUUAUGUAGAGCAACAGUGAAAAUGAAGCAUUCUUCAAAAACAAAAAACAGCAAAAUACUACCAAAUGUAUGUAGAAAAUGUAGCUACUUCACAUGUAGCUAACUUUAACCCUAAUGUGUUUUAUUGACCAGAACAGACCAAUCAGUGUUUUAGGCCAACCCUCAGUUUGGUAUCGUCCAUAUAGUUGCCUUUUGAGAAAUAAUAUUGCGUGUCUUAAUAUCUAGACAGUUAUAUUUUGUUCAGUCCUUAUUUCAGAUGUUGGAUCCAUCUCCAAGUAAAAAAAGUAGCCAGUUCCAGCACACACUUUUUCAUUGAUUCUGCAUUAAUUUAUUUCAGGGAGUUAGUCUACGUUUCGGUUACAAGAAUGUUUCCUAAGACAUACCAGCUCCCAAGUGACACAGUGCUGAGGUACAGUCCAUAAUUUCAUAACAAGCCACAGCUGCGUUUGAGGGGUGUCAGUUAUUACAAGCAAAUUAG